Messenger RNA from Biomphalaria glabrata, 1676 nucleotides. RefSeq lists its product as uncharacterized. The transcript is spliced from 7 exons. The coding region runs from base 326 to 1666 and encodes 446 amino acids. NCBI's taxonomy places the organism in Eukaryota, Metazoa, Mollusca, Gastropoda, Planorbidae. The record is from RefSeq and is a predicted model, not a curated record.
ACAUUGGAUUUCCAGGCCAAAGAAUUCAAUUAAUGAUACUACUGAGACACAUUCUGGCUCAAAAAGAAAAUCUAAGGCAUUAGUGAAACGUAAUGCACUGAAGCGAUUGGAAAGUCAAAUCAACGAUAAUGCAACUGGAGUACUUGUACCUGAGCCUACUGAGAGUGAUUUAACUAGUGUCUCAGAGGUAGCUACUGUGGCUGAUCAAGUGGAACUACCAUUGUGUACUGGUACAUCAAUACAGACAGACACAUUGGAAACUGGAAACAAAAAAGUGCAGUGCAAUAUACAAUUGCUUAAAAGAAGUAAAUAUACACAAUGUUGUAUGACAGUCAUGAAAGAUACUGGUACCCAGACAGAUGUAGCUAUGGACAUUCCAUAUCCUGUCCAGGCAUCAUCACCCCUACAUUCAGGCUAUAGCUGUGAAUAUAAUUCUGAUUGCUAUGAACCAUCUAUAAGGAAUAGCAUAGAUACCUCAUUCAAUAUCAGUAUGCCUUAUGAUGCGCCACAUCCACCAAAUGAAAUAGCCCUCCAGCAUGAGAGGAAAUACAUGGUUUUCAAAUCGGCUUUAGAAAAACUAUUCACAUCUUGUUCAUCUUGUGGGUGUGUGGUGAAAGCAAUUUUUCUAGAAAAUGGCACCUGUGUAAACAUAUCUCAACUCUGUUCUGAGUGUGGCUACCAUCGAGAAUGGAGCAGUCAACCAAAAAUUCAUCAGACGCCUGUAGGGAACUUAUUGCUGUCUGCUGCUACACUAUUUACAGGUUGCUUAGUAGGUCAGACAAUGCAAUUUUUGGAUGCUCUGAAUCUUGCAAGAAUUUCGGAAUCAACAUUUUUUAAACACCAGAAAGACUAUCUGCAUGCCACAGUAGAAAAUGUUUUUUCAAAAGAACAGCAGGACAUCAUCAAUCACGUAAAAAUAGCAAACUUGAAUCUUAACCUUGCAGGAGAUGGGCGCAGCGACUCUCCUGGACAUAGUGCAAAAUAUGGUGCAUAUUCUGUCUUGGAAUGCCAAAUUAACAAGGUUCUGGAUAUUCAAAUUGUACAGAGUACUGAAGUUGCCAAUAGCAAUGCAUGCGAAUUGGAAGGGUUGAAAAGAUCUCUAUGUUUCCUUGAAGAGAAUGGACUGAUUAUUAAAUCCUUAACAACAGAUCGUCACACAUCGGUUUCAAAAUUCAUACGAACCGAAAAGAACUACAUAAGGCACUUUUAUGACAUUUGGCAUGUUGCUAAAGGGCUUAAAAAAAAAUUGGACCACAUAAGUUUAAAACAAGGGGGAGAGCUAGUAAACAGCUGGAAAAAAUCAAUCAUCAACCAUUUGUAUUGGUGUGCUGUUUCAACUGCAGAUGGUAAUGGUGACUUAAUGCUUGCCAAAUGGCAAAGCAUUUUAAAUCACUUGGUCAAUCAGCAUACAGGUCACCCAAAUUUGCUGUUUCCCUCAUGUUUACAUGGCAGUGAGUACAAUACAGAAAACAAAGAUUGGUUUGAGCCUGGAACUGAUGAUUAUGAAAGUGUGUGCAAAAUAUUGGACCAUUGCAAAUUAGAAAAAGAUAUUAAAAAACUAUCUCCAAUACACCAAACAGCUGCUCUGGAAUCAUUCCACAGUCUUGUGAUUAAAUUUGCACCAAAGCACACUGCUUUUUCUUAUUUAGGAAUGCGAAGCAGGUAGAUAAUACUAU